Molecule: messenger RNA, 3803 nt
Organism: Chelonia mydas (Green sea turtle)
Lineage: Eukaryota; Metazoa; Chordata; Testudines; Cheloniidae
Gene: FGF11
Product: fibroblast growth factor 11
Exons: 5
Coding region: 981-1703 (240 amino acids)
Biological process (GO): regulation of cell migration; fibroblast growth factor receptor signaling pathway; positive regulation of gene expression
Cellular component (GO): cytoplasm
Molecular function (GO): fibroblast growth factor receptor binding; growth factor activity
Source: RefSeq, a predicted model, not a curated record
UGAGCCAUUCUUUGGGGCAGGCAAGGCAUGGGGAAUUCCCCUCCCGCCCCCACCAGCUGUAGGUUCCCCAAGUGUGGGCAGGGGGGGACCCACAGGUUCCCAUGUGACAUUGUGUGUGUAUGUGUGUGUGUGUUUUCUUUCUCCAUCCCUUUCUCUCUCUCUCCAUCCCCGCCCUUCUCCCAUCCCUCCAUCCCUCCCCUCCGCUUCGCCGCUUCUCCACACACAGAGCCAUCCACGAAUUAACCUCGCCGGCUGAAGGACAACCAGGAUUGUGUAGCACGCUCUGUGUGUGUGUGUGUGUGUGUGUGUGUCUGGGGGGGGGGCACCCACCAGCCCCCUUUCUCCGCAGCCCGGCGGAGGGAGGAAUAAAAGAAGUUCGAUCUCCAGGAAUCUCGCCCCGUCUUUCUCUCCACCAGCUCGUUAAUUUCUGGUGCCGACCCAGCUCCGGGGCGGUGCGUGAUUUUCGGAGCCCGCGUCCGCGCUGAUUUCUCCGGGCGGCCUCGCGCCGCGCUCCUGGAAAUAUCUGUGCGGGGGGCAGCAGGUUUGGACGGCGGGAGACCGGGGGGGGGGGGGGCCCAAAUCCGGACCGCCGGUCGCUUUGGAAGGGAAUCGAUUUUGCCAAGGCCGAGCGGGGUUCUGUUCUCCCGUCCCCGGACCUUGACUGUACCUUGAGCAAGAAAUUUGCACCGGGACCAAAAAAGAAGUGACUACCCCUGGUUGGGGCAGGGAGGCGGGGAGACGCUUGGAUUUAUUACCCGCUUCGUGUCCCCCGUCCCCCCGCCUUCCCGCACGCCCUCGGCCGAUCUGCUGGAAAGGGGAGAAAGAAACCAGCGACCCCCGGGGCUAAAUUCGGCCCUAGCCGGAUUAACCUCGGUGGGGAGAGGGGGGGUGGGUAUAAUCCCCCCCUCCCAUGGCUUGGCUCUUCCGGGGGAUGAGCACGGCGUGAAACCGGCGAGCGGGACACCGGCCGGCGGGGGACCAUGGCGGCCCUGGCCAGCUCUUUGAUCCGGCAGAAACGGGAGAUCCGGGAACCCGUCGCCAGCCGGCCCGUGGCCGCCCAGAGGAAGGUCUGUCCCCGCGGCACCAAGUCCCUCUGCCAGAAGCAGCUCCUCAUUUUAAUCUCCAAAGUCCGGCUCUGCGGCGGGCGGAAAGGCCGGCUGGAAAAAACACCAGAGCCGCAGCUGAAGGGCAUCGUGACCAAGCUUCUCUGCAGACAUGGUUUCUACCUCCGGAUGCACCCAGACGGCGCCAUCGACGGGACAAAGGAAGACACCAACAGCUUCACAUUCUUUAACCUGAUCCCCGUGGGACUGCGCGUGGUCGCCAUCCAGGGCACCAAGUCGGGGCAGUAUAUCGCCAUGAACGCAGAGGGCUACCUCUAUACCUCCGCUCACUUCACCGCCGAGUGCCGGUUUAAGGAGUGUGUCUUCGAGAACUACUACGUCAUGUAUUCCUCCACCCUGUACCGCCAGCGCGAAUCCGGCCGCUCCUGGUACCUGGGCAUCAACAAAGAAGGCCAGCCCAUGAAGGGAAACCGAGUCAAGAAGACCAAAGCCGCCGCCCACUUCCUGCCCAAGCUAUUGGAAGUGGCCAUGUACCGUGAACCGUCGCUCCAUAACGUGGUGGACCCCUCGGCACCCCAGAAAUCAGACAAGGCCGGCUCCCCCAGCAAAGAGACAGCCAAGCCCUGCAAGGCGACGUAACCCCAAGGUCGGGGAGGGGUGUCGGCAUCGCUCCAGCCACGCCCCUCCCUUGCAUGUCUGCCCCCUUCUGCUCAGGACGCCUGCCUACCUACAUUCAACCUCUGGACCUCAGAAGAAGAAAAAAUGCCAUCGAGGGUGUGAUACCCUUUGCCAUCACCGGGGGACGACAUUGCCCUGCUGGAGAAAUAUUUAGGGGUUUGCGUGUGUGUAUAUAUAUAUAUGGUCUUCCAUGCCAGCUGAGAGCGUGAUUCCCUGUUUGGCCAACAGGUGGUGACAUUGGGAAAGGUUCUGAUCUAUGCCAGCUUCCUUUGGAGCAAUAAGGGGGCGAUGCCUUUUCCCGCCAGCGGAGGGCGACGUUGGGAAAGCGUCUGAUUGCCGCAAUAAGGGCGUGAUGCCUUUUCCUGCCAGCGGAGGGCGACAUUGGGAAAGCGUCUGAUUGCCCAUAAUAAGGGCGCGAUGCCUUUUUCCAUCAGCGGAGGGAGACACUGGGAAAGCGUCUGAUCGCCGCAAUAAGGGCGCGAUGCCUUUUUCCACCAGCGGAGGGCGACAUUGGGAAAGCGUCUGAUUGCCGCAAUAAGGGCGCGAUGCCUUUUUCCACCAGCGGAAGGCGACACUGGGAAAGCGUCUGAUUGCCGCAAUAAGGGCGCGAUGCCUUUUUCCACCAGCGGAGGGCGACGUUGGGAAAGCGUCUGAUCGCCGCAAUAAGGGCGCGAUGCCUUUUUCCACCAGCGGAGGGUGACAUUGGGAAAGCGUCUGAUCGCCGCAAUAAGGGCGCGAUGCCUUUUUCCACCAGUGGAGGGCGACAUUGGGAAAGCGUCUGAUUGCCGCAAUAAGGGCGCGAUGCCUUUUUCCACCAACGGAGGGCGACACUGGGAAAGAGUCUGAUUGCCAUAAUAAGGGCGCGAUGCCUUUUUCCAUCAGCGGAGGGCGACACUGGGAAAGCGUCUGAUCGCCGCAAUAAGGGUGUGAUGCCUUUUUCCACCAGCGGAGGGCGACGUUGGGAAAGCGUCUGAUUGCCGCAAUAAGGGCGCGAUGCCUUUUUCCACCAGUGGAGGGCAACGUUGGGAAAGCAUCUGAUUGCCAUAAUAAGGGCGCGAUGCCUUUUUCCACCAGCGGAGGGCAACGUUGGGAAAUCAUCUGAUUGCCACAAUAAAGGCGCGAUGCCUUUUUCCACCAGUGGAGGGCGAUGAUGGGAAAGCGUCUGAUUGCCAUAAUAAGGGCGCGAUGCCUUUUUCCACCAGCGGAGGGCGACAUUGGGAAAGCGUCUGAUUGCCGCAAUAAGGGCGCGAUGCCUUUUUCCACCAGCGGAGGGCGACACUGGGAAAGCGUCUGAUUGCCGAAAUAAGGGCGCGAUGCCUUUUUCCACCAGCGGAGGGCGACAUUGGGAAAGCGUCUGAUUGCCGAAAUAAGGGCGCGAUGCCUUUUUCCACCAGCGCAGGGCGACAUUGGGAAAGCGUCUGAUUGCCGCAAUAAGGGCGCGAUGCCUUUUUCCACCAGCGGAGGGCGACACUGGGAAAGCGUCUGAUUGCCGAAAUAAGGGCGCGAUUCCUUUUUCCACCAGCGGAGGGCGACAUUGGGAAAGCAUCUGAUUGCCAUAAUAAGGGCGCAAUGCCUUUUCCCGCCAGCCGAGGGCGACAUUGGGAAAUCGCCCCCGGGCUUGACACCACCGAGUGGCGACACGGUCACGUUGGGAGAGACUAUUAUAUACGCCAUUUUCCCUUGCAAUAAAAAGACAGUGUGUUCCUCUUUCCCACCAGCAGGUGGUGACGUUGUCACACCAGGGGGAAAAGACGGUUCCACAGUCUAGCUGAUACCCUUUCUCCCCACUAGGUGGCAACACUGUCACAGCAGGAGAGAGUGUUCUAGACGUCACCUUCUCCGGCACACGCCAGGGCGUCGCACCUUCUUCGACCACCAGGGGGUGACAUUGUCACCAGGGGCGGGGGAAGAGAGCCAUCCGUGCCGGAUUUCUUCGCCGUUUCGAUGGAAAUGAGAAGCCAAUCCGGGUGGGGGAAGGGAGAGGCAACAGGAAACUCCGCCCCUUUUCCCCACCAGCCCCUCCCCUUCCAACAUGCCCAAUACUGUCGGAUGCAGCCCUGC